GAGCAGGACACCGGAGGGACGAUGGACACCCUGGCGUUAGAAGCCUCGCUGCCCAAACAGGGCCAGAGCGCGUCGGCGGCGCCCGCGCCCUCCAAGCGCAAGCCGGCCAAGAAGGCUAAAAAGGCUGUUGUUUUUUUCGAGGUGGAGAUCCUGGACGCCAAGACCAAGGACAAGCUCUGCUUCCUGGACAAGGUGGAGCCGAACGCGACUAUCGGGGAGAUCAAGUCGAUGUUCCAUAAGAGCCAUCCUCAGUUUUAUCCUGCCAGACAGUCCAUUCGUCUCGACCCCAAGGGAAAGUCUCUGAAGGAUGAGGACGUGCUGCAGCAUCUCCCUGUGGGAACCACGGCAACCUUCUACUUCAGAGACCUGGGAGCUCAGAUCAGCUGGGUUACGGUGUUCCUGACCGAGUACGCCGGCCCCCUGCUCAUCUACCUGAUGUUUUACUUCCGCGUGCCCUUCAUCUACCAGCCCAAAUACGACUUCACCACCAGCAAACACUGGGUCGUGCACCUGGCCUGCAUGUGUCACUCCUUCCACUACAUCAAGAGGCUCCUGGAGACGCUGUUCGUCCAUCGCUUCUCCCACGGGACCAUGCCGCUGCGCAACAUCUUCAAGAACUGUACGUAUUACUGGGGAUUCGCUGCAUGGAUGGCGUACUACAUCAACCACCCGCUAUACACACCGCCCGCGUACGGGGAGCAGCAGGUGAAGGCGGCGCUCAUCGUCUUCCUGUUCUGCCAGAUCGGGAACUUCUCCAUCCACAUCGCUCUGAGAAACCUGCGGCCACCAGGCUCCAAGACCAGGAAGAUCCCGUACCCCACCAAGAACCCCUUCACCUGGAUCUUCCUGCUGGUGUCCUGUCCUAACUACACCUACGAGUUGGGCUCCUGGCUGGGCUUCACCCUGAUGACCCAGUGUCUCCCGGUGGCCUUCUUCACCCUGGUGGGCUUCAUCCAGAUGACGGUGUGGGCCAAGGGCAAGCACCGCAGCUACCUGAAGGAGUUCCGCGACUACCCGCCCCUGCGCUCGCCCAUCCUGCCCUUCAUCCUGUGAUCCCGCCUCCGACCCGGACUUAAUUACCGCGCCCGUACGAAGGGACUAGGGGAAGCGCCCGCGGUGCGAUUCGGGACGUGACCCGGCACCCGACAACCACUGACGACCCGAUCGGUGGGAUUAAUUCAGAUAACGCCGGUGUGUGAACGAAUGAACCAUGAAUGAAUGAAUGAAUGCAGUAUUGACGCUAACGUGCUAAUAAAGAUUAAAAACAUGAUGGACA
Messenger RNA from Trichomycterus rosablanca, 1276 nucleotides. It is a transcript of the gene tecrb, whose product is annotated as trans-2,3-enoyl-CoA reductase b. Gene Ontology annotation, biological process: very long-chain fatty acid biosynthetic process. Gene Ontology annotation, molecular function: oxidoreductase activity, acting on the CH-CH group of donors. The transcript is spliced from 11 exons. Bases 22 to 1053 code for a protein of 343 amino acids. Lineage: Eukaryota; Metazoa; Chordata; Actinopteri; Siluriformes; Trichomycteridae. The record is from RefSeq and is a predicted model, not a curated record.